UACUGAGAGGUAAAUUUGCAGACGGUCCCUAAAGCAAGCCUAGGCGAAUAUCCACCGAAUAUCAAACCUAAAACUAACUUUACCGCACUCGGUUAUACUCGUUUAAUAGGAUUUUUGCAUUGGUUGUACUAUGCAUAAUGCAAACAGCCCUGGCUCUGCCCAUCAUCACAUUCAUGCAGAUGCAGAUGUCACGUUCACUGAGAGGUGUGUAGCAAAGUUACGAAGGCCAUAAAUUGGAACAGCCCACCUGGAGCCGCUGUGACGCAAUCACACUUCAAAUGCGAACUUCGAGGAGCGCCGCAUCUAAAGCAAGCCGUGUCUGCUUCAGAGCCUGAGUAUAUAGUUUAGUCUUGCACUGUGAGAGUGAGAGCAUGUCUGCUACUGUGACUCUAGCGCUGCUGUUCUUCUUGUCUGUGGCACUGAACGAACAGGUGACCGAGGGAUGCAGAUGUUUACCGAGACACCCUCAACAGCAGUUCUGCGCGUCUGAUACAGUGAUUCGAGCCAAAGUCGUUGGAAAGGUGAACAGCACUAUCCCUGAAUUAACUGCAUAUGAUAUCCAGACUGUUGAGAUAUUUAAGCACUUAGAUAUGAAGAAAAUUCAGGUCAUCUACAGCUCUCAAACUUCAUGUGGCAUCAGUCUGCAAAAGGACGAGUAUCUGCUGGCAGGACAUGUCAAGGACGGCAGGGUACUUGUUGAUUUAUGUGACCUUGUGAAGCCUUGGAAAGAACUCUCCCGAGUUCAAAAGUUGUACCUCAGCAAGUAUCAGAAAGGCUGUGUCUGUGAGAUCUCGCCCUGUACUGGAGAGUCCUGUUUGACCGAGAUCCUUCAGAAAAAAUGUCUGAUAAGAGUCAAUAAUUCAUUCAGUCUUAAUGAUGAAGAGGCUCUUCAGUCUAUUUGCCUGCCAGACAAUAACGGCUUCUGCAGUUGGCGAAAAUUUAAGUAACUACAAAUGUUCCUAAAAAGUAUGCCCUGAAGCACAAGUGCAUCAGCCAUUUGUCAGUGUGUAUUUUUGCUCUUUUGUUCUCCAGAAUGCUUAGAAUGCUUAUAACAUUUUGAAAUGAAUUUAAACAAUUUAAUGAAACUUUGCAAUGCAGUCAGCAAAUACAUACAAAACACUGUUUUCAUGGAGAUAUGCAAUCAACCAUUAAACUAUUUUGCAUGUAAAAGUGUCUGUGUGUAUUUCAUAGGAAAUGUAAGCAUGUUUAUAUAAAUAUGGAUGUUCUUAGUGGCAAAAGCAUUCAUCUAGGUAUUGUUUUUCGCUUUUCUAUUCUGAAGAACAUUGAGAUAAAAAAGGAGAGUUUAAUAAAAAAACUACAAUAACAAACAGCAACGUUUAAGGUUCAUUCCACAGAACCACAGCCACUUCAGACAGCA
Messenger RNA from Carassius auratus (goldfish), 1378 nucleotides. Its product is annotated as metalloproteinase inhibitor 3-like. Gene Ontology annotation, biological process: negative regulation of endopeptidase activity; negative regulation of membrane protein ectodomain proteolysis. The coding region runs from base 372 to 947 and encodes 191 amino acids. NCBI's taxonomy places the organism in Eukaryota, Metazoa, Chordata, Actinopteri, Cypriniformes, Cyprinidae. The transcript is spliced from 5 exons. Gene Ontology annotation, molecular function: protease binding; metalloendopeptidase inhibitor activity. The record is from RefSeq and is a predicted model, not a curated record. Gene Ontology annotation, cellular component: extracellular matrix.